UCUUGAGCGCCACCACUACCACCAGGAGCGGAGGUGGCGGCGCGGCAGUUGGUGGCUUCUGGGUUGGUUCCGAUGGACUGGCCAUCUUCGUCACGGCCAUGGCCGGAGUGGCCUUGGCCGCUGUCCUCAUCUACUCUCGUAGGUAAAUGACACACCUCUUCAACCAGAACAAAUUCGUAGAUGAGAACCCUAGUAGGUAGAUCCCAGUCUUCUUCUUCUUCUUCUUCUUCUUCUUCUUCUUCUUCUUCUUUAUCUUCUUCUUCUUCUUCUUCUUUAUCUUCUUCUUCUUCUUCUUCUCUGUCUUCUUCUUCUUCUUCUUCUUCUUCUUCUUCUUCUUCAUGGGUUCACAUUCGGUCGUUCCUUUACGUUACCGCCUCGUCCCCGUCUUCCUGUUCCUCACCUUCUUCUUUGUCGUCGCCGCUGCUGCUGCCGUCGUCGAACUCAUCGUCAUCCUCGUCCUUCUCCAGACGGGGUAGCCUUAAAUCUCCAUGGUCACGUAGGAGGAGAAAAUAUGCCCUUUCACGUCAGAAAUGGUGUAGUUUCUUUUCAUCAGAUGGGAAACUCCUUGAUGGUGGAGUCAAGCUUUUAAAAAAAAUUCGCAGUGGGGGAAUUGAACCAGACAUAAGGAUGGAGGUGUGGCCUUUUCUCCUUGGAGUAUAUGAACUGGAUAGUACAAAGGUGGAUAGAGAUGCUACGAGGGCUUUGAGAAGAAAAGAAUAUGAAGACCUGAGAACGCGAUGUAAGCAGCUGUUACAGAAUGAGAAUGAAAAGCAAAAUACAAAUGAACUACUUAGCAAUAGUGGAGGAGAGGGUUCUAGUUCACUAGAGAAUCUGGAACCACUUUGCUCGGAGGAGGUUAGUGUGAGGCAGUCGCUUUCCGCUGAGGAAGGGAGUGGAAAUGACACCAGCCCUACCAUAUCAUGUGCUGAUGAUCAACAUGAGGACACAGAGAGCUCUGGUGAACAUGAGGACACAGAGAACUCACAAAUGAGUUCAUGUAUAACGGAAGAACCUUUUUCAGGCACCCAAUCAUCUCUUAACCUCACUGAUGUGGUGGAGAGUGAAUCAUCAGAUAGUGAAUCCUCAACAGAGGAAAUGGCUGCAUCAUUUCCCACCACAGGAAGAACUGAUGAAACUGGCACAAAAAGUACGCCAACAGAUCCACUUGAUGAAAAAAGUUCAUGCUUGAAUAUCAUUGAGGAUUAUAGUACAUGGCAGAGAAUUAUCCGGCUAGAUGCUAUCCGCGCCAAUGCAGAGUGGGUACCAUACUCACCUUCUCAAGCAGAGGUCUCAGAGGAGAGUGCAACAAAGUUGGCUGAGUCUGUGGGUUUGAAAGAUUAUGAUGAUUUGGAGCCCUGCCGAGUACGCCAUGCUGCUCGAUUGGUUGCUAUACUUGAGGCUUAUGCAAUUCAUGACACAGAGAUUGGUUACUGUCAGGGAAUGAGUGAUCUACUUGCACCAAUAAUUGCUGUCAUGGAUGAAGAUGACGAAGCCUUCUGGUGUUUUGUGGGGUUUAUGAAGAAAGCUAGACACAAUUUCAGACUUGAUGAAAUUGGAAUCCGGAGGCAGCUCAACAUAGUGUCCAAGAUCAUAAAGUCCAAAGAUUCACACUUGUACAAACAUUUAGAGAUGCUCCAGGCUGAAGACUGUUUCUUUGUCUACAGAAUGGUGGUGGUGCUGUUCAGAAGAGAGCUGAAUUUUGAGCAGACAUUGUGCCUGUGGGAGGUCAUGUGGGCGGAUCAAGCUGCUGUGAGAGCUGGGAUCAGCAAAUCUGCUUGGGGAAGAAUAAGACAGCAAGCACCACCUACUGACGAUCUAUUGUUGUAUGCCAUAGCUGCGUGUGUUCUACAGAGAAGGAAGUUGAUAAUUGAGAAGUACAGCAGCAUGGACGAGAUCAUGAGAGAGUGCAAUGAUAUGGCUGGGCAGCUUGAUGUAUGGAAGUUGUUGGAUGAUGCUCACGACUUGGUGGUAACUUUGCAUGAUAAAGUAUAGCUUUGGGAAGAUUUGCUCCUCUUUCUUCUUUCUUGAUCAAUAGCCAGACUCCUUUAGCAACCCCAAUAUUCGCUGGUAGCUUUUCUCUUCCCAUCUUUGGGUUCAAUUGACCAUGGGCAGCUGCCACUAAAAUAUUGCGGCACUAUCUUCAGGUUACUGCUUCAGUGGUAUUCCUUAUGUAAGAGUUGGAGCUUCGCAUGGACAGAGAAGCUAUAGUGAAGAGGGAUGGAAUGAUGUAAUAUCCUUGUACUGUUAGAACCCCCCAUUUGUUGCGGUUUUCUCGAACAAAGGCAUUUCAUUUGAUUGCCCUCGAGAAAGAAGGCAUGCCGUUGUAUACGGUUACUUCCAAUACUCAAUUUUCUGACACUUGUUUUACAA
Messenger RNA from Nymphaea colorata (pocket water lily), 2370 nucleotides. RefSeq names its product rab GTPase-activating protein 22-like. Bases 181 to 1992 code for a protein of 603 amino acids. The transcript is spliced from 5 exons. Gene Ontology annotation, biological process: activation of GTPase activity. The record is from RefSeq and is a predicted model, not a curated record. Lineage: Eukaryota; Viridiplantae; Streptophyta; Magnoliopsida; Nymphaeales; Nymphaeaceae. Gene Ontology annotation, molecular function: GTPase activator activity.